Camelina sativa (false flax) is the source of this 1161-nucleotide messenger RNA. Its product is annotated as MATH domain and coiled-coil domain-containing protein At3g27040-like. Gene Ontology annotation, molecular function: protein binding. NCBI's taxonomy places the organism in Eukaryota, Viridiplantae, Streptophyta, Magnoliopsida, Brassicales, Brassicaceae. The record is from RefSeq and is a predicted model, not a curated record.
AACAAACCAUCACAAUCGGCUCACUUGUUCUCGGGAAUGUCUUUUUCCCACUCUUCUUCUAUCUAAAAACGAUUCGCAUUCCUAAAAAGCUAUACACUUUUUAGUCUUUAAAAAACUGUUGCUGCACAUGUGUGAGUUCAUCGUAAUUGUCUCCGAGGGUUCAAACUUAUCGUUAAACUUGUGUCUUUAGGAGUAAUCAAGAUCAAUGGGGAUUCAAGCUGAUAAGAAGUUCACUUGGGUGAUUAAGGAUUUCAACUCUUUGGAUGAAGGUACUGAAAUUUAUUCUGAUAUAUUCGUGGCUGGUCGCUGCAAAUGGCGUCUAAUGGCAUAUGCCGCCUAUCCCAAGGGUUCUCAUAAGUAUAAAUGUGGUAAACAUCUAUCUCUGUUUUUAUGUGUUUUUGAUUCUGAAUAUUUACCUUCCGGAUGGAGAAGACACGCUAAAAUUUCCUUUAAAGUGGCAAAUCAAAUUCCUGGAGAACUCUCCCAUAUGCGAGAAGCAGAAUACUGGUUUGAUCAAAAGAACACAAUCUUGGGUUUUAAAUCCAUGAUUGGAAUUUUGGAGAUUCAGGGUAAUGGGAUUAUGGUAACCGGAGAAGUAAAGAUUGUUGCAAAAGUAGAUGUUCUUGAAUUUGAUGGUGAAGUAGAUGUUCCAGAGGAAACAGAAGGCAUUGAUAUCAAUGGGUUUCAAGUUCCUGCUUCACAAGUAGAAUCUGUGAACAGUCUGUUUGAAAAGAUCCCAGGCUUUGCAUCAAAACUCUCUCCUAAGAACCCACAUUUGCAGAAUACAUACUUGAAUGUUGUACUAAAUCUGACUGAGAUUUUGUGCAAGUCCCCUGAGGAACUUUCCAAUGGGGAUCUGGCCGAAGCAUAUUCUGCACUUCGAUUUGUGACAAAUGCAGGGUUUAAGUUGGAUUGGUUAGAGAAGAAACUGAAAAAGAUUGGUGAGACUCGGCUGGAAGAAAUUGAGGAAGAGUUGAAGGACUUGAAGGUGAAGUGUGCAGACAUGGAUGCUCUGCUUGAGUUCUUACGAUGAUGACUAAGGAAGUUAAGACUUUGGAUCUAGAGAAUUGGUGUUUUGGUCGGUUGUUUGUUUUUUCGUCUUAGUUUUGAAACAGAGUCCUUUUAAAUUUGGGGAACAAUCAAGAGGACUUGUUUUCUGGU